This is a messenger RNA of Linum trigynum, 1251 nucleotides long. Lineage: Eukaryota; Viridiplantae; Streptophyta; Magnoliopsida; Malpighiales; Linaceae. The record is from the annotation of a GenBank genome assembly.
AUGGGGAAAGCUAAACAAAAAACCACGCAACCAUCAGCCUCACCUGCUAAAGUGAAGGCUACUUAUCGUCGUCGCCGCCAAACCCAAGAACGAGACACUCCCCCCAAACGACAACGCAAAAACAACCAAGGACGAGCACGUCAACCAUCUCCACCACCACAAACGGAGGCUCAACUUGGAGGAGGGGGACUUCACGGCUUCCUCCAAUUACCCGACAAACAUAGGAGGGCUUUAGAGCGCUUCCUUCCCCUCCCAUUUGGGCAGCAAAGAUGCAUUGAUUGGGAUCUCCUAGAGCGCCUCCCUCAUCCUGCUCCACCUCUUGCAACAGAUGAGGCAAACGCAUCGGAGCAUGUUGUUCAGCAAAUGGUCGAGGAGUCUCCGCAACAACCUGCACAACAUCACCAAACUACGACUCAAGCCGGACCAUCCACCGACAGAUACAUUUCCCAUUUUGAGGCAUUGGGUCGGCAGAAUGCCCAAAUUCUCGAGCAAAAUGCACUCAUUCUCUCCCACCUCGAUCGAGAAAAGGAAGCUCGACGCUACAUCAUCAAAUGCAACCAUCACAUCAUGAGGUCCUUGAGGAUUGACUACAAAAAAUUCUCAACACCUUGGGAACUAUCUCCUAGGCCAACCGAGGAAAGCAAUGAAGAGGGAAGUGAAGAGGACGACGAGGGCAACGACGAUGAACAAAACAAGGAAAUAAAUCAAGAGGACAAAGGGACCGAUGAGGAAGAGGGCAGUGAAGAGGAUGACGAGGGCAACGGCGAUGAACAAAACAAGGCAAUAAAUCAAGAGGAAAAAGGGACCAAUGAGGAAAAGGGAAGUGAAGAGGAGGACGACGAGGGCAACAACGAUGAACAAAAUAAGGAAACAAAUCAAGAGGACAAAGGGACCAAUGAGGAAGAGGGCAGUGAAGAGGAAGACGAGGGCAAUGGCGAUGAUCAAAACAAGGAAAGAAAUCAAGAGGACAAAGGGACCAAUGAGGAAAAUGGCAGUGAAGAGGAGGACGACGAGGGCAAUGGCAAUGAACAAAACAAGGAAAGAAAUCAAGAGGACAAAGAGACCAAUGAGGAAGAGGGCAGUGAAGAGGACGACGAGGACAAUGGCAAUGAACAAAACAAGGAAAGAAAUCAAGAGGACAAAGGGACCAUUGAGGAAGAGGGCAGUGACUCUAGCGAGGACAAUGAAGAUGAGCAAAUCCAGCAAAACGAAGACGAGGACGAGAGCACUGAUGAGGAAGAUGGGCAGUGA